ACAGCACGGUGCGGAAGGAGCGGGAGGUGAUGCUGCGGCUGAAAGAGGUGGUGGACAAGCAGAGGGAUGAGCUCCGCGCCCAGGCCCACGAGAUCAUCUGCAAGAGCCGUGACACGGAGGCGCUGCAGGAGCAACUGCAUCGCUUCAUGGCCAUGAACGAGGACCUGCGGCACAAGGUGGCCGUGGUGCAGGCGCAGCUCAAGAGCGCGCUGGAGAAGAAGUCGGACCUGGAGGAGGCGAUGCUGCAGCUCCAGAGGGAAACGAGCAGGAGGAGCAGGACAGCCCCUGACAUCCAGCAGCUGGAGCCCAAUGUGGUGACAGGCGGUGGUUCGUGGAGGGCUGUAGUGACUCCAGGAUCACAAACUCAGCCUUUGGGAGGGGGCUCUGGGGUCUCCACUGGCUGCUGACUCUUUCUGUCCCCACAGGAAGGAGCACUGUCACCCCCAGAGGAGCCGCAGCACCAGGACACGGGCAGGAGCCCCGCUCACUGCUGCUUCUCCAGGGAAGAGCUGCAGCAGAUCCUGCAGGAGCGCAACGAGCUCAAGACCAACCUGUUCCUGGUGCAGGAGGAGCUGGCUUAUUACCAGCGGGAGCUGCUGAAUGAAGAGAGGGUUCCCAGCUUCUUCUUGGACGCCAUGAAAUCGACCAUCAAAAGGCAGAGAAAAAAAAUCAGAGCCAAAAUGCUGGGGACGGCGGAGGAGUCAGCGAGCAGCGAUGAAGAUGAGGGCUCCUGGCUCCCGGGUCGAGGCACAGACUGCGUGGAUGCUCAACCUCCCGAAUCCAAAAUUAGGAGCUUUUUUGGGCAGUGGUAUCAGGACAGCAGCGAGGACCCCCCCGCAUCCAGCUGCUCCGGAGCCUGGGAAAUCAUCGACUCGCUGGACACGCAGCUGGAGCCGGCGCCCGCGUCCCCCGACAGAGCCACGCCACCCCUCUGA
This is a messenger RNA of Mesitornis unicolor (brown roatelo), 935 nucleotides long. RefSeq names its product Rab interacting lysosomal protein (gene RILP). The record is from RefSeq and is a predicted model, not a curated record. The annotation marks the transcript as partial. Gene Ontology annotation, molecular function: protein dimerization activity. Gene Ontology annotation, biological process: cilium assembly. The transcript has 6 exons. Lineage: Eukaryota; Metazoa; Chordata; Aves; Mesitornithiformes; Mesitornithidae. Gene Ontology annotation, cellular component: ciliary basal body; cytoplasm.